AUGACUAGUCUCGAACAAGGUGUUGCUAACCUUAACAUCUACAAAUCAAACUCCACUUCCAACAACUCAUCAGCAGUGAGCCUAAAACACGACUACAUUGAUAGCCCAUUUAGUGGAAAAAAGGACCAAUUUGAUCAAGUUUUGGAUGCUCUUGAUUCUACUGGGUUUAUUCCUGAAUCCUUGUUGGAAUCCGAAGCCAAAUGGUUUUAUGAAUCUUUGGGCAUUGAUGAUGUUUUUUUCGCCAGACUGACGCCUGAAGAAAUUGCUGGUCAUAUUCAUGCCUUGUACUCGUGUAAAGUUCAAGCUUAUGCCAAUGCUGGUGAACAACCAUUGAUUUCUUACAAAAGAGAAGCUGAAGAUCAUGCUGUGUUUUUUGACACAGUUGAUGCUUUGGAUUAUGCUAGAAACCCAUUUGAAAGUUUAAUUGAUGACAAGUACAUCGACCCUAGUGAUGCUGCAAACAAGAGUUAUCGUGCUGAAUAUUUUGCUGCUCCAUUGAAUUAUCAAACUGACCCAAUUUUGAAUGGUAUCUAUGCUCAAAAUAAGAAUCUCGGUGAACAAAUUGUUAGAUUGGUUUUUGUUUACAAGAAUCAAUUCAAAAAUGAAAAAGUUGCCACUGAUGAAUUGGACUUGGACAAGAUUGGUGAUGAGACUUUUUUGAAAAUUGCAUCACAAAAUACUAAAUCCUUGUAUGAAAGCAUCAACAAGGAAGUCAUCAAGUCAACUGGUCCAAUCAUCAAACAUUUCCAAAUUGAAAAUUCUGAUGAGUAUCGUGUAAUUAUUGGUUAUAGACAAAGCACAGCAGCAAGAUACAAUUCAGCAUUGAGUGACUUGGCCAAUUAUUACAAAUUGCAAACUACUAGAAAAUAUGUGGAACAAUUUGCGAAUGGAGUUACGAUCACAUCAAUGUAUGUCACUUCAAGACUGAGAUCAGCAGUUGACUUGUCGAUCUAUCAAGUGAUUAAAGAAGCUUCUUUGUUGUACUGUAUUCCUCACAAUUUUUUCCACACCAGAUUCAUUCAAGGUGAUUUGUCAUUACAAGAAUCAAUUUAUGCUCAAUCUGGAGUUAUUUUCGUAACUCACUUCUUGAAUCGUUUAGGACCAGAGUACAAAAAAUUAUCUUCAUUAUUGGAUCCUUCGAAAUCAACUGAACAUGCAGAAGUGUUGAGCAGUUUGAAAAAGAGAUUGAGGUCAGAGACGUACACUCAAGACUACAUCAAGGAAGUGUUCGACGUCAGAAGCGAAAUUGUUCGUAAAUUGUAUCGUCAAUUUGCUGAUGUUCAUUACAUUAGAUCCUCAAUGGAAAAGACUUUAUCUUAUCAAAGAUUAUCGCAAAUACAACCAGUUGGCUCCGAAGAAGAAUUUGAACAAUUGCUUAGUAGAGAAUGUUCUCAAAAUGAACAUCAUGCCAUUGUCUUGAGAGCUUUGUAUACUUUCAACAAGUCAAUCUUGAAGACAAAUUUUUACACUUCAACAAAGGUUGCCUUGUCAUUCAGAUUAGACCCUUCAUUCUUACCAGAAACUGAAUAUCCUGAACGUCCAUAUGGUAUGUUUUUCGUUGUUGGUUCUGAUUUCAGAGGUUUCCACAUUAGAUUCAGAGAUAUUGCCAGAGGUGGUAUUAGAAUUGUGAGGUCAAGAAAUUUGGAUGCUUAUAAUGUUAAUGCCAGAAAUCUUUUUGAUGAAAACUAUAAUUUGGCAAACACACAACAACGCAAGAAUAAAGAUAUUCCUGAAGGUGGAUCCAAAGGUGUUAUUUUGUUGGAUUCAGGUUCAGCACAAGAUCGCGCCCAAGCAAGUUUUGAAAAGUAUAUUGAUGCUUUAAUUGAUUUACUUUUGAAGCAGCAUAUUCCUGGUGUGAAGGACAAUUAUGUCGACUUGUAUAACAAGCCCGAAAUUUUGUUUUUGGGACCUGAUGAAGGGACUGCAGGAUAUGUUGAUUGGGCCACUUUACAUGCCAGAGAAAGAGGUGCACCAUGGUGGAAGUCAUUCUUGACUGGUAAAUCAGAAGCAAUUGGUGGUAUUCCUCAUGAUGAAUAUGGAAUGACUACAUUGUCAGUUAGAGCUUAUGUCAACAAGAUUUAUGAAAAAUUGAAUAUCGACAACUCCAAGAUUCGCAAGUUUCAAACCGGUGGACCCGAUGGUGAUUUGGGUUCCAAUGAGAUUUUGUUAUCAAGAGACGAAAUCUACGUUGGAAUUGUUGAUGGAUCGGGUGUUAUUGCCGACCCUAAUGGUUUGGAUAAACAAGAAUUGAUUCGUUUAGCUAAAUCCAGAAAGAUGAUUGAUCAUUAUGACCGUUCCAAGUUGUCACCGCAAGGUUAUAUUGUUCUUGUUGAUGAUUUCGAUGUAACCUUGCCUAGCGGACAAGUUGUUACCAGUGGAGUUGCUUUUAGAAACACUUUCCAUUUGAAGUUGAAGGAACAAUUUGGAACCAAUGGAGUUGAUCUUUUUGUUCCAUGUGGUGGUAGACCAGCUGCUAUUGAUACCAACAAUGUUCAUGAAUUGAUUGACGAAAAGACAGGUAAAUCGAUUAUCCCUUACUUUGUUGAAGGAGCUAAUUUAUUCAUUACUCAAUCAGCUAAAUUGGUUUUGGAAAAAGCAGGCACAAUUAUUUUUAAGGAUGCAUCUACAAACAAAGGUGGUGUUACGUCUUCUUCAUUAGAAGUUUUGGCAGCUUUGGCUUUUGAUGAUAAAGGAUUCUUGGAGAAUAUGUGUGUUGAUACAAAAACUGGUGAAAAGCCACAAUUUUAUCAAAAAUAUGUCAAAGAUGUUCAGAACAAGAUUGUUGCCAAUGCCAAUUCCGAAUUUGAAGCAUUGUGGAAAUUGAAGGCUGAAACUGGUAUACCAUUCACCAUCUUGUCUGACAAGUUAUCGCUUGCUAUUAACAAAUUGGGUGAUGAAUUAGCCAACUCAAAAGAACUCUGGGACGAUGAUGUUGAUUUCAGAAACGCUGUGUUGUUAGACUCAUUGCCUCCAUUGCUUUUAUCCACUGUUGGUAUUGAAAAUGUGUUAGCCAGAGUUCCACAAGCUUAUUUGAAGGCUAUUUUUGCAACUUAUUUGGCAUCACACUUUGUUUACUCAAGAGGCAUUGAUUCAAAUCCAGCUAAAUUCUUGGAAUUUAUUAGUAAUCUCAGAAAAGGAUUUGUGCAAAAGGGAUUGUUAAAGUAUUAA
Molecule: messenger RNA, 3168 nt
Organism: Lodderomyces parapsilosis
Lineage: Eukaryota; Fungi; Ascomycota; Pichiomycetes; Serinales; Debaryomycetaceae
Gene: GDH2
Product: glutamate dehydrogenase (NAD(+))
Exons: 1
Coding region: 1-3168 (1055 amino acids)
Cellular component (GO): mitochondrion
Molecular function (GO): L-glutamate dehydrogenase (NAD+) activity
Source: RefSeq, a predicted model, not a curated record